Molecule: messenger RNA, 570 nt
Organism: Diplodia corticola
Lineage: Eukaryota; Fungi; Ascomycota; Dothideomycetes; Botryosphaeriales; Botryosphaeriaceae
Product: general substrate transporter
Exons: 2
Coding region: 1-570 (189 amino acids)
Source: RefSeq, a predicted model, not a curated record
AUGCAGUUCAAGGGCACCAUCUUCAACGCUGCACUGCUCGGCGCCUCUUGCGUGAUGGCGCAGUCGACGCCCGAUCCAAACGUCGACGUGUCUGUCUUCGAGCUUCGCGCCUUCUCCAACGAAACCGCCAUCGACGGCAAGUCCAUUGUGGCCAAGAACGGCUUCCUCGCCGUCGGCACCACUUCCGAUGCCAACUGCACGGGCGACAAUGCGGACUACGACUCGACAACCUACACACAGUUCCUUAUCGGACUGACAACCUACAACCCUGACGGCGAUGCUCAGAUCAUAUUCGUCGGCACCAACGGCCAAAACCUGCAAGUCGCGCAGCCGGGCCAAGCGCCGGCCGAGCCGCAGGUGCCCACCGGUUUCCGACAGAUCGUCCACUGGAACGACAAGCUGCUGCAGUUCCGGGGCGCGGGCUUCCAAGCGUGUCCGCGGUCGAACUUUGACGAGUGGAUAGUCUCGGUGCAGCCGGGCGCGUUGCCCACUGUGCCGGAGUGCAACAUCUUUGAUGUGGUGAUCGUGCCGAAGGACGGGGCGACGGCCCCGAGUUGCGUGUAUAAUUGA